AUGUCUGUGAUCCUGGUGUUCCUGAGCAUGGCGCUGGCGGCAGAGGCUGUGCCCGCCAACUUCUUCGAGACCAUCGGCGGCGGUAUCGCCAAGGAAGCCAUUGCCGUCAAGCAACCGGUGCUGGAGACUGUCGUGGACAUCACUUUCAAGAAAUGUGAAACUGUAAAGAAGCUGUUCGGAUUGCAAUACACCCAGAUGGAAAAGAGUGGCAAAGAGCCGGACCUCAAUGAGCUGACACUCAAAUACGUCACACAAUCGUUGAAUAUAUCGCUGAACAUCAACUCGGCGGCGGGAUUUCUGCCCAAAUCCAAGCAUUUUAACAGAGAACGGUUUGUGAUCUACGUGCACGGGUUCGCGGACAACCCCAACAAGAGGUCCUUCGGCACUGUCAGCAAAGGGUUCCUGAGAAGGCAAAUGUACAAUCUCCUGGCGUUGGACGGCAGCUCGCUGAUCCGGUGGUUCUACCUUCGCUCCACCACCUACGUGCGGUUCAUGGGGGAGAAGCUGGGCAGCAUCCUCGCUGACCUCGUCAAUGAGGGUCUGCCGGCGUCCUCCAUCCACAUAGUGGGGCACAGCCUGGGCGCCCACAUCUCCGGGUUCACGGGCAAGCAGUUCCAGAAGCUGACCGGGCAGCGCGUGGGCCGCAUCACCGGGCUGGACCCCGCCGGACCCUGCUUCUCCAACCUGGAGCCAGAGCUCAAGCUGAGCGCGGAGGACGCAGACUUUGUGGACGUCAUCCACACUAACGGAGGAGUGGCCGGGCUUAAAGAACCAGUCGGCCACGUGGAUUACUACCCCAACGGGGGGGAGCAGCAGCCCAGCUGCCUCAUCGACACGUGCAGCCACAGCCGCGCGUGGGAGUUGAUGGCCGAGUCGCUGCACGACCAAGGCGCCUUCCCAGCGGUGCGCUGCAACUCCUGGGAAGACUUCAAGAAGGGCAACUGCGAUGAGACGAGUUACAUGGGCAUAGCGUCACAGCCCGGCACAAAGGGCAAGUUCUACCUGCAGACGGCCGAAUCCAGCCCAUUCGGACUGGGCGCUAAUGGGACACAGUACGUCAACAACGAGGGAAUCAUCAAGAACAUAUUCGGCCGCUAA
This is a messenger RNA of Chilo suppressalis (striped riceborer), 1098 nucleotides long. The record is from the annotation of a GenBank genome assembly. NCBI's taxonomy places the organism in Eukaryota, Metazoa, Arthropoda, Insecta, Lepidoptera, Crambidae.